AUGUCAGUACUUGAUUCAGACACAAAUGCCAACCCCGGGCGACUGAAUAGUUUGUUCGAUCCAGCGACAACGAUCAUUACCCCAGAUGGCAGCCUCAGGCACCAGCAUGAUAUCUAUCCGUUGCGUCAUUCCUCGAAGCUCCAACCGCGUUGCGCCGAUGAGCCGAUCAUGAAAUAUGCGGCUGCUAUCUCAAGAACGGCUGGUCACCCGCUAGCCCGGCGCUCCAUUCGGCAGGAUGCCACUCAUUUCACCCUCCGAACAUAUCACUCGUCCCAAAAGAACUCGAGAUCCAUCCUCGAGCCGCGCCUGGAGGACCAUGGCCGGGUCAUCCACGACCAGUACUCGGUAGUCCGAGAUCACUACGAUACCCCGAAACACCCUGUCGUCCUGGCCCACGGUUUGCUUGGCUUUGAUGAGCUUCGGCUUGCGGGUCGAUACUUUCCAGGCGUGCAAUACUGGCGCGGGAUUAGAGAGGCGUUGACGGCGCAGGGCGUCAAGGUUAUUACGGCUACAGUACCGCCGUCAGCUUCUAUUGAGGAACGGGCGGAGGAAUUGGCGCGAGAAAUCGAAGCCGGGGCGCGGGGGAAGGAUGUGAAUAUCAUUGCUCAUAGCAUGGGGGGCCUUGAUUCUCGAUACAUGAUUAGCCGUCUCCAACCGCAGAAGUUCAAAGUGUUGUCACUCACUACAAUUGCGACGCCCCAUCGAGGCUCCGCCGUUGCUGACUUUUGUUUGGAUCAAAUCGGAGCCGAGCGCCUACCGCAGAUAUACUAUACCCUGAACAAACUAAACAUCGAGACUGGCGCCUUCGCACAGCUGACCAGAAAGUACAUGUCCGAAACCUUCAACCCAAACACGCCAGAUCUAGAUGGCGUUCGAUACUUCUCCUACGGCGCAUCCGUCAAACCAAGUCUAUGGUCUGUAUUCCGACUCUCACACCGCAUCCUGGCUGAAGCCGAAGGUCCCAAUGACGGCCUUGUUAGCGUGGCUAGUAGUCUCUGGGGUGGAGAAGCGGGAUAUAAGGGAACUUUGGUGGGCGUCAGCCAUCUUGAUCUGAUCAAUUGGACCAAUCGGUUGAAGUGGCUGGCGGCGGAGGUGACAGGUAACCCGCGAAAGUUUAAUGCUAUUGCGUUUUACUUGGACAUUGCAGAUAUGUUGGCGAAUGAGGGUCUUUGA
Molecule: messenger RNA, 1173 nt
Organism: Penicillium daleae
Lineage: Eukaryota; Fungi; Ascomycota; Eurotiomycetes; Eurotiales; Aspergillaceae
Product: triglyceride lipase
Exons: 9
Coding region: 1-1173 (390 amino acids)
Molecular function (GO): triacylglycerol lipase activity
Source: RefSeq, a predicted model, not a curated record